This is a messenger RNA of Aricia agestis (brown argus), 2664 nucleotides long. It is a transcript of the gene anchor, whose product is annotated as integral membrane protein GPR155. The coding region runs from base 137 to 2596 and encodes 819 amino acids. NCBI's taxonomy places the organism in Eukaryota, Metazoa, Arthropoda, Insecta, Lepidoptera, Lycaenidae. The record is from RefSeq and is a predicted model, not a curated record. Gene Ontology annotation, biological process: transmembrane transport; intracellular signal transduction. The transcript has 16 exons. Gene Ontology annotation, cellular component: membrane.
UUAUCACAAUACUUUUCUGUAUUUGUUACUAAAAUCCGAAACUAAAAAAUUUGUGGAUUUUCUCAAAAAAUAAACUAAUAUUUACAUCGAGGCACAAUUAGACUAUAGUAAAAAUCUCUUACCAUAAUCAUUCAGAAUGGAUACCAUAAAAGUGGGUGAUGCAGUGUCUGAUCAGCUGUACCCAGCAUUGUUUCAAUGCUUUACAAUUAUUUUGUGCGGGUAUAUUGCAGGAAGAUUAAAUGUUGUAACAAAAUCUGAAUCAAAAGGCAUAGCAACAUUUGUUGGUACAUUUGCAUUGCCAUCUCUGAUUUUUCUGUCUCUAGCUCGCCUGGACUUUAGUACUGUGAACUGGACGUUUUUAUUAUCAAUUUUACUAGCAAAAGGACUGGUGUUCUUUGCUGUUAUUGUUAUAACCCUACUAGUUUCCAAGCCUAUGAAUCUGGGACAAGCUGGCAUUUUUGCAAUAUUCUGCACACAGAGUAAUGAUUUUGCUUUAGGAUAUCCUAUAAUAAAUGCUAUCUAUGAGAAAACUCACCCAGAAUAUGCACUUUACUUGUACCUGAUGGCGCCCAUAUCACUUGCUAUAUUGAACCCUGUAGCUUUUGUGAUAAUGGAGCUUCAUAAGCAGGGGCAAAGUACUAUUCCGGAGAUUGUAACGUCACAGAACUGUAGGAAACUUAAAAUGCUACUCCAGCUGAUAAAAGGAAUUGUUUUUAACCCAGUGUUAGUCAUGACUAUAUUGGGAAUCAUUGGAAAUAUAGCAUUUAAACAUAAGCUCUCUAUUUAUAUAGAAGGGUUGUUAGAUGUUUUUGGUCAAUCUUUCUCUGCUGCUGCACUAUUCCUCCUGGGACUAAGGAUGGUUGGUCAAAUAACAAGAUUGAGAGGAGCAGCACUUGUGCUACCCUGUGUACUAAUAAUGGUCAAAUUGAUAUGCCUGCCGGUGAUCAUGAGAGAGUUCGUAAGCGCGCUGCACUCUGGCGCGAACGACACGGAAACUCAGUCGCUGUCGACGUAUGCCUUCUUAUACGGAACCAUUCCGACUGCGCCCGCUGUCUUUGUGUUCUCAAACCUUUAUAAUUUGGAGAUAGAUCUGAUGGCUUCCUCAAUGGUUAUAUGCACGUUCGUUUCUGCGCCAAUAACAUUUCUCUCCGCCCAAAUGAUCUCUAUCAACCAAGACUAUGCAGAACAGAUAAGGAGAUUUGGCUUCGACUUGUCCAUAGUAGCUCUCAUCGCUGCUAUAUGGGUGUUCGUAGUGUUCACAUUCACAAGGAAAUAUAAAAGGGUGCCACACAAGCUCACUUUGUGUCUGAAUUGUACACAGAUUCUAUUAGCCGUGGCGGUGUUAUGGGGUGGUCCGGUGGAGCGCGCGGCGACAACGUGGCGCGACGCGGCACAGCAGGCGCUGCUGUACUUUGCCAUGUUCUCCUGCCUCGCCUGGACAGCUAUGCUGUCUGUUGGCCUGUUCAUGUUGGAGACCCGUGGCCCCUGUUUCGUGGUGACUCUGUUCCCCGUGCUGGCGUUCGUCGCUUGGGGUGCACCAGCCGUGAUGGUGGGGUCGCUGCUCAUCACCAAAGGCGGCGGACCCAUCAAUGCCGAUGCCGCCGAUGCCAUCCGACUAAGCGCACUGUUCUUCUGUAUUACGGUGACUGUCGGCUGUCUAACGUUGUAUAUGAGGAAUCGUCUGCGCAACUCACAGAACAGUUUGCUGUCGUCUCAAGACGAUACGGAUCCCAUAAAUGAAGGCGAAACGGCUAAUUUGAUCGAAAAUGGCGCUGCCAACACACAGUCUGAAACUCUAUCUAACUUUGGUUGCUACGGUACAAUUACGUCGAGUCCGCGCCGUACUAACUGCGGCACGAACGAGCCCGCUUGCGACAACGGACAGUUCACCGCCAACUCCCGAGACAUAGAGGACAUGGCCAACGAUGACAGGUGCAGUGCGUGCGCCUCUGGCGGGGGCGGGGCUUGUGCGUACGCGGCGCAGCUGGAGGCGGCGGCGGACGCGCUGGGUCUGCUGCCGCCGGAGACGUCUCGCGGCCGCGGCGGUCAGCUGCUUAGACACACCGUGCUGCUAGUUGCUUACAGCCUUGUCAUGUUUAUUGGUCUAACGUUCACAGCGUGGCGGAUGAUGCGUAAGGACGAGUCCGGUGUGUUCAUAGAGAUACAAUUCCUGGACACCGCCGCGACUUACGGCCAGGCGUUACUCAUGUUCGUGCUGUUCGGACUUGACCCGCAGGAGUUGGUGUUGCCAGUCGUCAGAUAUUUUAAGACCCAGUGGUAUGGCACCGAUAAAAUCACUUUGCCGCCUGUUGAGGAUCUCAGCUUUGAGACUAAGCUUGUGUGUGAGCAGUUCAUCACUCACCACUUAGAGCGCUGCAAGAACGACAUUGCUAAGGACACCAGAUGGCGCGUGCGGACAUACCGCGGCGUGUUCCGCGGCUCGUGUCUAGUGAAGUGGUUGGUUCGCGCGGGGCUAGCGGCGGACAACGCGGCGGCUACGGCGUACGCGCGACAUCUGCUCGACGGACGACUUAUAGCGCACGUGAAUAAUGCCCACCACUUCGCUGACUCGCCGCUGCUGUAUACAUUCCUGUGAAUAGGUAGUACAGUUUAAGAAAACAAUUAAAAUGACCCUGGCGCGAAAAUUUUACAACAAUGAUUGAA